UGAAUACACUGCACGUACGCAGGAUCGUUUGUUUUCUUGCUCGACUGUUGAAAUUGACUGUGCUCGUACUGCGAUAUCGCGUGGAAAAACGACCGACGGAUAAAACACUUCGAUCGUUCUCGACUGCUGGGGAUCAUUUGGAGGCAUCGAGAUUCGCGUGGCGACUGUGGGCUGCCGUUGCUUUUCCCUGACGUCCCAUAAAGAACAUUCUUCCUCGCCAUAUUCGAAGUCUCUCAAGAGUGCUUAGCUCUGCAUUUUGCAGCUGUUCCGACUUUGGAUGAGUGUAAUGUCAUCGUUUUCUAAGUGAUUCUUUUUUCCAUUUUUCUGUUCUUGAGUUCUUUUGGUGUUUCUGGCUCUGGAGCACUCUUCUCUUGAAGAAUCGAGAGUCUUUAACUUUGUGUGCAAAGCUGAUGAGGCUUGAGCGGGAGAUGAUGAUCUGGUGAGCUGAAACGGGUGUGAGCGAUUACCUGGCGAAUUUUUUUGAAGUGGGCUUAGUUGCAGGAGUUUGUGGAAUGAAUGGUUGCUAACCAAGUUCGCUCUUUGAGUUCGUACAAAGGAGACAAGAAUUCCCUUAAUUAUCUCUUCAAUCUCAGUCUUGCCGUUUUCAUCUAUUGCACGUCUGCUGGGAUACUUUAAAACGAAGCAUAAGAUUCGUUAGAGUUUGCAAUCCAUUUAAGUCUUGGCCUGCAAAAGGGUAAUUAUGGUUGAUUGAUUCGUGAGCAUCGGACAACGCUGAUUCGUGUUUCUGCCGAGCCGAAUUUGAGUUUUGAGUUCUUGAUUUUGUUGGUGAUAAAAUGAAAGGAGCUGUCUUUGUGGCCCUUGCUGCAACAAUUGGUAAUUUCCUCCAAGGAUGGGACAAUGCCACCAUUGCAGGAGCUAUAGUCUACAUAAAAGAAGACCUUGACUUGGGAUCAACUGUAGAGGGCCUUGUUGUGGCUGUGUCGCUCAUUGGAGCCACGGUCAUAACUACAUGCUCAGGGCCUGUAUCAGAUUGGCUUGGUCGCCGCCCAAUGCUUAUCAUGUCAUCUAUUCUGUAUUUCAUUAGUGGCUUGGUGAUGCUAUGGUCCCCCAAUGUCUACGUUUUAUGCUUAGGAAGAUUGUUAGAUGGAUUUGGAAUCGGUCUUGCCGUUACUCUCGUCCCGUUGUAUAUAUCUGAGACUGCCCCAGCUGAUAUUAGGGGAUUGCUCAAUACUCUUCCACAGUUCAUGGGUUCGGGUGCAAUGUUUUUGUCAUACUGUAUGAUAUUUGGGAUGUCUCUGUCAGCUUCACCUAGCUGGAGAAUAAUGCUCGGGGUUCUUUCGAUUCCAUCAGUUAUUUACUUUGUGUUCACGGUUUUUUUCUUGCCUGAGUCCCCACGGUGGCUUGUAAGUAAAGGGAAGAUGGUCGAGGCAAAACAAGUUCUCCAGAGACUACGUGGGAGGGAAGAUGUUUCAGGUGAGAUGGCUCUAUUAGUUGAAGGUCUUGGAAUUGGUGGUGAAACAUCAAUAGAAGAAUACAUGAUAGGUCCCGCUGAUGAGGCUGAUGAUCACGAGCCAUCUGCCGAAAAAGGCAGGAUCAAAUUAUAUGGACCUGAAGAAGGUCUCUCCUGGGUUGCUAAACCUGUGGCUGGACAGAGUUCUCUUGCCCUUAUCUCCCGCCAGGGAACCAUGACUAACCAAAACGUGCCUCUUAUGGACCCUUUAGUUACUCUCUUUGGCAGUGUCCACGAAAAGCUUCCCGAGACAGGAAGCAUGAAAAGCAUGCUUUUCCCUAAUUUCGGCAGCAUGUUCAGUACAACAGCGGACCCUCAUGUUAAAGACAAGGAGUGGGAUGAAGAGAGUGUGCAAAGGGAAGAAGGCGAGGAUUAUGCUUCCGAGGCUGGUGGAGGGGACUCUGAUGAGAAUUUGCACAGUCCACUGAUCUCGCGCCAAACAACAAGCAUUGAGAAGGAAGUGGGCCCUCCUGCUUCACACGGAAGUAUUCUGAGUACAAGGCGCCAUAGUAGUCUGAUGCAAGGAACAGGGGAGCAGGUUGGAAGCACGGGAAUUGGUGGCGGCUGGCAGUUGGCGUGGAAAUGGACUGAGAGAGAAGGCGAGGAUGGGAAAAAAGAGGGAGGAUUUAAGAGAAUCUAUUUGCACGAGGAGGGAGUUCCGGGGUCACGACGUGGUUCCCUUGUUUCGCUUCCUGGGGUUGAUGUCCCUGCUGAAGAUGAAUUUGUCCCAGCUGCUGCUUUAGUUAGCCAACCUGCUUUGUAUUCUAAGGAACUUAUGGAUCAGCAUCCACUAGGACCAGCUAUGGUUCAUCCAUCUGAAACCGCCUCGAAGGGUCCAAUUUGGGCCGCUCUUCUUGAACCAGGAGUGAAGCAUGCAUUAUUUGUUGGGAUGGGAAUACAGAUACUUCAGCAGUUUUCUGGAAUAAAUGGAGUUCUCUACUACACUCCUCAAAUUCUUGAAGAUGCUGGAGUUGAAAAUCUUCUUGCAAACCUAGGGAUCAGCUCAGAAUCCGCGUCAUUUCUUAUUAGCGCAUUCACGACUUUCUUAAUGCUACCAUGUAUAGCUGUGGGCAUGAGGCUUAUGGAUACCUCUGGAAGAAGGACGCUCCUUUUGACUACGAUUCCGGUGCUCAUCGUGACACUUGUAGUAUUAGUAAUCGUCGAACUGGUGGGUUCGAGCUCGGUGGUCAGCUCCUUGAUUGCGACCAUUUGUGUGGUGGUCUACUUCUGCUGCUUCAUGACGGCUUAUGGUCCUAUUCCAAAUAUCCUGUGCUCUGAGAUAUUCCCCACAAGGGUGCGCGGUCUCUGCAUCACAAUAUGUGCAUUAGUCUUCUGGAUAGGAGACAUCAUCGUGACCGAUACGCUGCCUGUGUUGCUCGAUUCGAUCGGCUUAGCUGGCAUCUUCGGCAUUUAUGCCGUCGUGUGCGUCAUAUCUUGGGUCUUCGUCUUUUUAAAAGUUCCGGAAACCAAAGGCAUGCCUCUUGAAGUCAUCACCGAGUUCUUCUCAGUCGGAGCGAGGCAAAUAGCUACUGCAAAAAAUUAGUGAUUUGAAGUAAUCAGCCUCUCGUCUGUAUGUACUGCUCUUUUCGGGGGUCAUAACUAUUUUGAUAGUAGAGUAUGUGAUGGCUUCAAGGUUACCGUCAUAUUUGUUAUGAACUUCUUGUUUUGUAUUGUGAUGCAUAAAGCAAGAUUUUUUGGCA
Molecule: messenger RNA, 3171 nt
Organism: Syzygium oleosum
Lineage: Eukaryota; Viridiplantae; Streptophyta; Magnoliopsida; Myrtales; Myrtaceae
Product: monosaccharide-sensing protein 2-like
Exons: 6
Coding region: 795-3014 (739 amino acids)
Biological process (GO): transmembrane transport
Cellular component (GO): membrane
Molecular function (GO): myo-inositol:proton symporter activity
Source: RefSeq, a predicted model, not a curated record